AAUAACAAAAGUCAGCUGUUCAACAAUAAUUAUGUAAAAUUAAAAUAUUCUUGCAAAUGAGUAAAUAAGAUAGAGUUAUCUUUUCUUUAAACUGUCAGUGUUAAAAUUAUUCUUCCUUUAAUUUUCAAUAUAAUGGUAAAAAAUGAUUAAGUGUCGAUUAAAUAAUUUGUUGUGUCUCUAGAAAAAUUUUACUUUUUUAAAUUAAACAUAUUCUUGUUACCUUCUUUUUAAUUCUCUCAUAAUGAUUUAUAAAUAUUUACUGUAUAAUACACGAUUAAUUCGUGCUUCACAUGGUUUCCUGUCAAAUUUUGAGGUUAGAGUGAAGAAUCGUUUUUGCUCUUACAUUCAAGGGCAAUCUCCAGAGCCCAGGAUUCGGGAAUAUUUUUAUUACAUCGAUCAUCAAGGAAUGUUAUUUCUCGAUGACACGAAAAUAAAAAACUUUACUUCCUGCUUCAAAGAUAAACAAUUUUUGGUUUUCUUCUUUCGGAGAUUGCGAUUAAAUAACACUGGACGUUAUUCACAAGACUUUCCAUUUGUUUCAUUAUGUGGUCGUGAGAGGAAUUUCGUAAGAUGUGACGAUCUUCCAAUUGUUUUUACCCACAUUAUCAAUAAGAAAACUGACAAAUCGCAUCAAAAUACAGAUGAACAAUUUUGUUACGCUCACGCUGGUGAACUAUUAACAGUUCCUUUUGAACCGAGAAAAAUUUUUAUGAAUCCUACAACUGGCAGAGUUUAUCAUCCAGCACCAAUUAUUAUUGGUGGAAUUGGCCUUGUAAAAUCUAGUCUAGCAAUUGAAUUCAGUUCUUAUUUUUCAUUUGAUAAUGGAGAAGAAAAUGGGCCCACUCAAUUCUUAUGGCAAAAUAAGAAAUACGAUCUUGAUACCGAAUGGUAUAAAGAUAAAGUACUGAAACUCUCCUAUAAAUUGUAAUUUACUUUUUUGUAUUUUGAUUUGAAAAAAACUGCUUUAGACUAUUUUUUGUAUAAUUGUAAAAUUGUUGAUAUAAAGUUUAAUAAAUUCUAUUUUGAUACUU
Leptopilina heterotoma is the source of this 1031-nucleotide messenger RNA. RefSeq names its product UPF0598 protein CG30010. Lineage: Eukaryota; Metazoa; Arthropoda; Insecta; Hymenoptera; Figitidae. Bases 242 to 928 code for a protein of 228 amino acids. The record is from RefSeq and is a predicted model, not a curated record. The transcript is spliced from 4 exons.